Nothoprocta perdicaria is the source of this 1161-nucleotide messenger RNA. RefSeq names its product basic helix-loop-helix family member e40 (gene BHLHE40). Gene Ontology annotation, cellular component: nucleus. Gene Ontology annotation, molecular function: RNA polymerase II cis-regulatory region sequence-specific DNA binding; protein dimerization activity; DNA-binding transcription factor activity, RNA polymerase II-specific. Gene Ontology annotation, biological process: regulation of transcription by RNA polymerase II; circadian regulation of gene expression; regulation of neurogenesis. The record is from RefSeq and is a predicted model, not a curated record. Bases 12 to 1106 code for a protein of 364 amino acids. The transcript has 4 exons. NCBI's taxonomy places the organism in Eukaryota, Metazoa, Chordata, Aves, Tinamiformes, Tinamidae.
ACUUCGCACACAUGUUCCCGCUCUACAAGCCGCGGAGGGGGCUCAAGCGCGGCGACGACAGCAAGGAGACCUACAAGCUGCCGCACCGGCUCAUCGAGAAGAAGCGGCGCGACCGCAUUAACGAGUGCAUCGCCCAGCUGAAGGACCUGCUGCCCGAGCACCUCAAGCUCACUACGCUGGGGCACCUGGAGAAGGCGGUGGUGCUGGAGCUCACGCUGAAGCACGUGAAGGCGCUGACCAGCCUCAUCGAGCAGCAGCAGCAGAAGAUCCUGGCGCUGCAGAGCGGCUUGCAAGCCGGCGACCUGUCCCCGAGGAGCCUCGACUCCGGCCAGGAGAUGUUCCGCUCGGGCUUCCAGCUGUGCGCCAAGGAGAUGCUGCAGUACCUGGCCAAGCACGAGAGCGGCAAGGAGCUGAAGUGCUCGCAGCUGGCGGCCCACCUGCACCGCGUGGCCGCCGAGGCGCUGCCCGGCGCCGCCGACAAGGCGCCCGCCAAGGCGCCCGAGGGCCACGGCAAGAACUGCGUGCCCGUCAUCCAGCGGACAUUCGCGCACUCCAGCGGCGAGCAGAGCGGCAGCGACACGGACACGGACAGCGGCUACGGCGGCGAGCUGGAGAAGAGCGACGCCAAGGCGGACGCGCCGUAUUUCCGCAAGGACAGCGAACUCAAGUACACCGUGCAGGAGAGAAUAAGCUCCAUUAAGCAAGAGACUGAGGACCCGCCAGCCAAACGGAGCCGGCUGGAGGUGCCUGAGGACGAGGGCCCGUUCGGCAGCGACGUGCUCGGCCCGGCCGGCGCCUACCUGGGCCCCCACGCGCACCAGCCGCCCCUGUGCCUGCCCUUCUACCUGAUCCCGCCGUCGGCCACCGCCUACCUGCCCAUGCUGGAGAAGUGCUGGUACCCGGCCUCCGUCCCCGUGCUGUACCCCAGCCUGCCGGCCUCCGCCGCGGCCCUCACGGGCUUCAUGAACCCAGACAAAAUCUCCCCGCCGCUGCUCAUGCCCCAGAGACUCCCGUCGCCCGUGCCGGCCCGUUCCCCCAUCGACUCCUCGGCACUGCUUCAGGCGCUGAAGCAGAUUCCCCCUUUGAACUUGGAAACCAAAGACUAAGACUAAGCGCAGCGUGGCUCCUUGGCUUGCUCGAUUUUGGUUUUUUUUUUUUUUU